AAACUUUCAAAUGUGAAACAGCAGAUAUUAGCAGAGACACCAAGAUACAAUGCCAUUGCUGAGUCUUUAAAUUCUGGUGAGAUGGAUCAUGAUCUUAAUUAUGCUAAUGAAGUCAGAGGUCAAGUUCUCAAACUUUUUGACGUAAUGGAUUUAAUAAGCAAAAGAAUUUUAACUCUAGGAAUGAAAAGUGAAAAUCUACCACCUAUAAGGAUUCAAAACCUUCAGAAGAAGAUUAGAAUGUAUGCAACCCAUUUCAUGCAAGACCAGAUGCUCCAUCUGCAGACACUGCCAACACAGGAUGAACUGCUGUUCCUGCAUGAGCAACGUAAAGUAGCUAUUGCUCAGCGGAUUGCUCAUGAGAGACAAGAAGCUCUAGAGAUCCAAAGGUUGGAGCAAGAACGACAAGAGAAGCAGAAGAUGCAGCAACUGAAAGGUCAUCAAAGGAACACCAGUUGGCCAUCGAUGGCAUGGACCAAAGGAACAGAAGUCACAAAAAUGAAGGCACAAGAGAGUGAACACUCUGGUAGUGGUACAGGUGGUAGUGGUGAAGCUAAAGGGUGGAAACCACAGGUUGUAAAUCAAGCCACACUUGAUGCUCAAGAUGACCCUUUAGAGCAACAGAUCACAAUUAUCAAGAAUUUCCUGGAGCAAGCCAGAAGGGCUGGUAAAAUGGAUGAGGUGAAGAUGCUCGAAGACAACCUAAGAGAUUUACAAAAAGAGAAAUAUUUCCAAAAAUUAAAAUAAUGUAUUUUUUUUUUUUUUUU
This is a messenger RNA of Anneissia japonica, 764 nucleotides long. RefSeq names its product rabenosyn-5-like. Lineage: Eukaryota; Metazoa; Echinodermata; Crinoidea; Comatulida; Comatulidae. The record is from RefSeq and is a predicted model, not a curated record.